AUGGAGAUAGUGUUGUGGUUUCUUAAACCAAGAAGAUUUGUUAUCGUCGUCCGAACUAACACGUUUCUGUUUGCAGGAGCAGUGGAUAUAAAUGACUGCGAGUUUCAUCCGAUCCAGAGGCAUCUCAUUGAUUUGACUGAUUCAACUGACGUCCUUGUCAUCUCUCAAGACCAGCGUCUUAAUGACGUAAUUCAGCACAUAGUCAAACGCGGUUACAGACUCUACGUAGCAGCUGGAGCAGCGGACACUGGGAAACCGAGCUGCUACAACCAAUGA
Messenger RNA from Microthlaspi erraticum, 276 nucleotides. The record is from the annotation of a GenBank genome assembly. NCBI's taxonomy places the organism in Eukaryota, Viridiplantae, Streptophyta, Magnoliopsida, Brassicales, Brassicaceae.